GUUAGACUUGAUCUGUUAAUGACCAUAUUUCGGAGUGUGGUGAUGGAUAUUCAAGCCUAUGCUGCCGUCUUUCUCUGGAGCAACCUGUUGGCUUCUCUGUCAUGGGCACAAUAUUUGGAAGAUAAAAAUGGCUCUCAGAUAAAAUACACAAUAAUAAAUUUGAAUAACAAGCAUAUGGAGGUCUCAUGGGAAGCUAGGAAGAAUUUUCCUGACAUGAACGUGACAAUGCGUUACAAAUUUGAUAAAAGUGGAUUUGAGCAGUGCCCCCAAUAUAUACUUGACCGAGGAUACAACACUGGAUGUUUCUUUGAGACCAGAGGGGAAGUUCUUCAUGUUUCCAUCCGGGAUACAACCGGGGGGAAAGAGCUUUACUUUGAUGAACAAACCAGCUUGGAUUUCUUCAAGCCCAACCCACCUGAAAAUGUAACCUUCCAAUGGAAAGAUAACAAAGUAACUACACGAUGGUGCAACCCACUGAAAUUUUACUCUUCCCAUUGUUUGAACUUUGGACUUCAGUACAAAAGCACAUUUGACAAUGAAUGGCAGUCCAGGAACAAAGCAUGUUGGGACAACAGAGACCAAGAAAAAUCAUGUUGCCUGAUUAGAGACCGAGGGUUUGAUCCAGUGAAGUGCUAUUCGUUUCGAUUCAGACUGAAUGCUGAUGAAUGCAAUCUUGUUCCUUAUUCCAGUGAAUGGGGAGAAGAAACAUUUUGGGAAAAUGGCACUCGCAUGGAUUCCUGUGCUAAGGAUGUAUCAGAACUUGAGUCCAACAUUGUAAGCAUUUUAGCUUCAGUUUUGGCUGCCUUCCUGGUAAUAUUUGUCAUUCUGGUGGGUGUUUGCAGGUUGGAAAGAAUCAGGAAGACUAUAAUGCCUGAUAUACCAGAUCCAAAACACAUUUAUUCUGAUUUGUUCAGUGAUCACAAUGGGAACUUCCAGGCUUGGAUUAGCAAAACUGAAAAUGUGUUGGCUGAAACAAAGGUGGAAUACAUGGAAGAAGAAUGCAUCGUACAAGAUGAACAAGUGGAGGGCAUCUGGGGACCCAAAGUGGAAGACAGAGUGCUAUGAAUCAAGAAGAAACCAGUUGUCUGAAGGGAUUCAGUGCAUGACAGACUCCACAAUCAACAUUCAUUGGAAGACCACAGCCUGAAGCAACAAGAAAUCAUUUCUGUGACUGCAAUCAUUUUGCUCAAUCUUAAUCAUAAUGUUUAAUCUCUUUCCUCUUCCUACCCUGUCUCCCACUGGGUACAUAUUCAUAUUGUGCCACUUCUAUAUUAUGUGCAGUUCCUAGAAGACAUCAUUGAGCCUGUUCACAUGGGCAACCCAUAGGCUUGGGCAGUCCUACCUGGGUAGGGCUGCUUGUGUGAAGCACUCAUAUUGAGGCUGAUCCUGGCGCUGCCUUCCCAGCUAGCCCGGCAUUUUUACCCACCCUGGACACAAGCAUGUCCUUUUACCCAGGUCUGGGGUCAUGUGUAUGCUUGAGCUACACACAGCCUGAACAGACAAUUGAAGGGAAAUCCCUCAUUGCACCACACUCCUCACACUGUGCAUUUAGGGAUACUUGGAAGCUAAGCUUCAUUUUCCUGACCUUCAGAGCAGCUUUUGUGUGGUGGGUGCACAAGCUGCUCACCCCACAAAGGACAAUUGAUUGUCUGGGGAAAGGAGAGUUCAACCCUGCUUCCCCCACCACCCGCUCUCCAGUGUUCCCUCUAACAGGGAUUCCCGGAUGUUGUUGACUACAACUCCUAGAAUCCCCAAGCAAAAGCCAUUGCAGCUGGGAAUUCUGGGAGUUGUAGUCAACAACAUCUAGGAAUCCCUGUUAUAGGGAACACUGCCACCCUCCCCUCCCCAGUAACAGUUGUGAGAACCACCUUAGUGAAUGUUAACUAUGCACAAAAUGGCAUUAGUAAUCAUAGUUGCAGUAGUGAUGCAUUCUAUCUAAGUAACCAUUCAGUUAAAAUAUUCUACAGGACCUUGAAUGAUACUCCUGCAUAUCUGUAAUGCAAACGGUACAAUGAAACAGACAGUCAAGAAAGCUUACUGUCAAGUAGUUUUGCUGUGGGCAGCAGUCACUAGGGAGUGCAAGUUCAAAGCCAGGAUUAGAGAGGCAAAAACACAUGGAGAGUCAAAAGCCUGAUAGAUGAUCAGGAGCCAGCAGAUCUAGACAGGAGCUGAGACUCAGGACUAAGCCAGGAGUCAAGCCAUAUCCACAGUCAGGAGCCAAAAGGUCAAGCAAGUAAUCAGGAGUCAAGGAGAAGCCAGAGGUCAUGCCAAACAGACAGGAAAAGCAACUGGACAAACACAUCAGACCAAGGGAAUCUUGAUACUGAGUCAAGGUCAGCUUCAGAUGGGAAGCUUCUUAGAAUCUUCCUGUCCACAGGGGAGCCAAUAACAGAUCUCACAGGGCAAAACUAGCACAGGGCUUGGAAACUCAAAACUGUUUUGUCUGAACCAGCUCCCAAAGACAGUGUAUUAAAUUAUCUUUGUGUUAGUACAUGCCUAGGCUGCAUCAGAUCAGGAGGAGAGUGAAGACUGCCCUUGGGCUUUGGGUUAAUGAGCUGCCCCUGCUCUUUUAAAAUGUUUAUAUACAUUUUGUUAUGUUUUAAUGGCUUUUAUUGAGUUUUAUUGUUUCAUCUGGUUUUUAUAUUUUAUUGAUUUUUUUUUUGUUUUAUCUUGUUGUUAACCACCUUGGGUUCUUAGGAUGAAGGGCAGUAUAUAAAUAUAAAUGUAAAUAAAUAUGAAUUAAUAAAUUAAAUUAUACUGAA
This is a messenger RNA of Hemicordylus capensis (graceful crag lizard), 2762 nucleotides long. It is a transcript of the gene CRLF2, whose product is annotated as cytokine receptor like factor 2. The record is from RefSeq and is a predicted model, not a curated record. Bases 19 to 1065 code for a protein of 348 amino acids. NCBI's taxonomy places the organism in Eukaryota, Metazoa, Chordata, Lepidosauria, Squamata, Cordylidae. Gene Ontology annotation, biological process: cytokine-mediated signaling pathway. Gene Ontology annotation, molecular function: cytokine receptor activity; protein binding. Gene Ontology annotation, cellular component: external side of plasma membrane. The transcript has 10 exons.